AUGGACAUGGCUGAUUUACAAUGCAUCAUCCUUCACCGUCACGAUAGAAGACGAACUAGAGCAUCGACGGGGUAUUUAGGAGUACGAAGGAGACCAUGGGGACGCUAUGCAGCGGAGAUUAGAAACCCUUAUACUAGGAUGCGACACUGGUUAGGCACAUUUAAUACACCGGAAGAAGCAGCAAUAGCUUAUGACAUAGCAUUAAUCACCUUGAGUGGUAUCGAUAGAGCCCAAACUAAUUUUUACUAUAUGUUUGUGACUAUGCCUUCUACAACUCCUCCACCGCCACCUCCAUUGCCUCCUCCGGCACCUUCUCCUUUGGAAGAACAAAAUGAAUAUUAUUUUGAGUACAGCUUGGAGAAUAAUGAUGAUCAUAAUAAUUUGGUUGAUGGUUAUAAUGAUGAUUCAAUCAAUAUUACUACCAUUUUGCAGAAUUUUUGA
Messenger RNA from Dioscorea cayenensis subsp. rotundata (Guinea yam), 441 nucleotides. Its product is annotated as ethylene-responsive transcription factor LEP-like. Bases 1 to 441 code for a protein of 146 amino acids. Lineage: Eukaryota; Viridiplantae; Streptophyta; Magnoliopsida; Dioscoreales; Dioscoreaceae. Gene Ontology annotation, molecular function: DNA binding; DNA-binding transcription factor activity. The record is from RefSeq and is a predicted model, not a curated record. Gene Ontology annotation, biological process: regulation of DNA-templated transcription. The transcript has a single exon.